AAUUGUGUUCGAAAUCUCCCCAACAUUGAUUUUAGAAAUUCGCAUUUUAGUGUAUUUUAAUUGAUAAUUUGAUAUUGUUAUAUUUAAUAAGCCUAAAUUUACACUGAGUUUGUUUAUAAGUUAAGGUGCGGCAUUAAUGACUUUAAAUUUGGGCGCAAGCCUUCCGGAAAACUAAGUACAACCACAAGUUGUGAAGUGAAUCAGGGCAGUGAUUCAUAGUAUUUCCUUCAUUUAUCAGUAUUUUUGCUUAUCCUGCAAAAUGCCCGCUUAUCAUUCUACUUUGGUAGAUUACACCCAAUCCGUUGGCAAUCUGGCCCUCCUACCGAUUCGCACAACAUUCAGAGGACCAGCACCUAUGAGUCCGAAAAUCGAAUUGGACAUCAUAGAUGAGGCUCUUAAUUAUUUCAAAGCAAAUGUGUUCUUUAGAUUCUAUGAAAUAAAGUCUGAUGCAGAUAGAGUGCUUAUUUACCUAACUCUGUAUAUUUCUGAGUGCUUGAAGCGGUUACAGAAAUGUUCAAAUAAGAACCAGGGCCAACAAGAAAUGUACAUGUUGGCAAUUUCCAAGUUUGAUAUCCCAGGAGAUGCUGGGUUUCCAUUGAACUCAGUGUACGCCAAACCCUCGAGUCCCCAAGAAGCAGAUUUGAUGAGACAGUAUCUUCAACAAAUAAGACAUGAAACUGGAACUCGUGUUUGUGAAAAGGUGUUUGCUACUGAAGAUGGAAAACCCAGCAAGUGGUGGCUAUGUUUUGCCAAGAGGAAAUUCAUGGACAAAUCCCUAUCAGGGCCUGGCCAAUAAAUUUAAUAUCAAAACUAAAUAUUAUUCCAAUUUCAAUAUUGUUUAUUAAUAAUCUGAAAUACUAUUAUAACAUUAACUUUCUAUACCAGUGCAUUUGAAAAUAAACUUAAUGAUAACAAU
This is a messenger RNA of Aricia agestis (brown argus), 916 nucleotides long. It is a transcript of the gene Arpc3A, whose product is annotated as actin-related protein 2/3 complex subunit 3. Gene Ontology annotation, biological process: Arp2/3 complex-mediated actin nucleation; regulation of actin filament polymerization. Lineage: Eukaryota; Metazoa; Arthropoda; Insecta; Lepidoptera; Lycaenidae. The record is from RefSeq and is a predicted model, not a curated record. The transcript is spliced from 5 exons. Gene Ontology annotation, molecular function: actin filament binding. The coding region runs from base 260 to 796 and encodes 178 amino acids. Gene Ontology annotation, cellular component: Arp2/3 protein complex; cytoskeleton.